This is a messenger RNA of Anopheles maculipalpis, 453 nucleotides long. RefSeq lists its product as uncharacterized. The record is from RefSeq and is a predicted model, not a curated record. NCBI's taxonomy places the organism in Eukaryota, Metazoa, Arthropoda, Insecta, Diptera, Culicidae. The transcript is spliced from 3 exons. The coding region runs from base 1 to 453 and encodes 150 amino acids.
AUGGUUUUACGACACAGCCUUCUAACUCUUUCCCUUCUUGCGGUGCUUUGGAUCAGUGCUGGAUGUGGACAACCGUCGAAAGAUGAAGCAGACGUUACCGAUGCUGCCACUAAUUCAGAGGAUGAGUACAAUCCACAAUGCCUACCGUUGGACUUUUUCGAAAAAGAUCAAGCCGAAGACACAAGAGCAAAGCGAGAUGAUGCUGCAGUACUAGCUGCGGAAGAUACAGCAGCGAACGAGGCAGAUGAGAUUGUUGCCCAGCCGGGAUAUGUUGUACCUGCCCGAAGACGGCGGCCCUGUGUCGGACGACGUAGGAACUUUACGCGAAAUUGUGGACCAAACCCAAGGGUAUGUAGCGGAUGGAAGUUGCACCAGCUGGAAGUGGCGUACAGAGUAAGAAACUUUGUGAUGGCACCUAAACCUAAACCUCGUGGUCCAAGACCCAGACCAUAA